Molecule: messenger RNA, 2319 nt
Organism: Macrosteles quadrilineatus (aster leafhopper)
Lineage: Eukaryota; Metazoa; Arthropoda; Insecta; Hemiptera; Cicadellidae
Product: probable tRNA (uracil-O(2)-)-methyltransferase
Exons: 6
Coding region: 557-2299 (580 amino acids)
Biological process (GO): tRNA methylation
Molecular function (GO): metal ion binding; tRNA (uridine) methyltransferase activity
Source: RefSeq, a predicted model, not a curated record
AUGAUCGUAGCUUUGGUUAAUUAGUUAUUAUGGUUGUAUGUGUAUUUAAGGCAUAGCUAAUAGAGAAACAACCACUGUAAUCAAUGUGUAAUUUGUGACAAGGCAUAUGCAUUGGACAACUGAUCUACGGUACCUAAUACAAAGUACCACGAAAAAUACUUUUCUAGUAUUCGUGCAAAAUACCAUAUUACUCACAGACAACUUUAGGUUAUUGUGAAGUAUUGUCUGAAAUAGGCAGUGCGUUGAUAAUCCUGCAAUCAAUCAAUUUUGAGGCUGUACAUGGGAUUGAUUAAGACUAGGCCUAUAGCCGCGUUUGCACCAAAGUCUUUCACUAAGUUUUCCACUAGUAAGUUGCUCUUUCUACAAAAUAGGCUACAGUGAUUUUUUAUGUCGGUAAAGAUCAAAGAUCAAAGAAAGUAUACAACAACAAACAACAUAAAAUGAAUAAAAAGUUUACAACAAAAAGUGGAAGACUAAACUUAGUUGCUACGCUCAUUGUGCAAGCAACAUGUGGAAAACUAGUGGGGAUCUAGGGUGAAGAUAUUUAUUAGAAAAAAUGGAGAUGGAAAAUGAAAUUCAACAAUGGAAAGUAAUCCAGGCUUUCAAUGUUGAUGCAUCUGAAGUUCAGUUUUGGAAAGCCUUCGAUAUUUAUUCAGAAAGGCCGCACAUAAUCAACAGACGAUUAUUAGGAGCUGAAAUAUUAGCCAUUAUCCAUUUAGAUAACAAUCAAAAGCUCACAUCUAUAAAACAAUUUCUUUUGCACCACAAAAAGGAACCAAAUAUCAAAAUGUUGUUACAAAACGAGUACAAGCCAUUAGAUGAUAUAAAGGGUGAAGAAAGUAGGCCUAACUCCGCAAUUUCCAUAAUUAGAAAGCUUCUUUCAAAAAAUUCUUUUGUUAAGCACCAGUUUGAAAUCAUAGUUAAAGAUAUCAACAGGAAACAAAUAAGUUUUAUAAAUUUAUGUACUGACAAAAAUAGCAUUGGUCCAAAUUUUUCAUAUGCUUUUUCAUUUGAACAAACGAUGUUUAAAUGUUGGGUGGAACAAGGAGUUGAAUCAAUUGAUGCCAGUUGCCAAUGGAUUGUUGGCAAGUUAUCGCCUAAAUUAGUUAAAUGGAUGAAAAAUAUUUCAGAAGAAAAUGUAAAAGAUGUCACAACCUCUCUACGCUUGGUUGUUGUAUCAGAAUACACAUCUUUGUAUACCAGGUUAAAAGAAAAAUAUGGAAAACAACUUGUUAAGAUUUGGCCUGAGAACACAGAUCCAUUCAAGUUUGUCUAUGAAGACAUUGGUAUUGCUACGUACCUUCUUUUGUUGUGGGCUGGAAAAACCAAACAAAGAUUUGUUGAUCUCGGAUGUGGAAACGGACUGUUGGUUCACAUACUCAACAGUGAAGGCCAUCUUGGAAUUGGAUAUGAUUUGCGCCCUCGAAAGAUUUGGACUCUCUACCCUCCCUCCACAAAACUUGAGGUGCGCACAAUCAUUCCUUCUAUAGACACUGUGUUCCCUGAAGCCGAUUGGUUGAUAGGCAACCAUUCUGAUGAACUUACUGUUUGGAUACCUGUGAUGGCUGCUCGAAGCUCUUACACCUGCAACUUCUUUUUACUCCCUUGCUGCCCCUAUGAGUUUGAUGGAAGGAAAUAUUGUCGAACCAACACCUCGGUUAGUCAGUAUAGUGACUUUCUCUCUUAUGUGGAAAAAGUGUGCGAGGAGUGUGGAAUCAUUACCGAAAAAGACAAACUGAGAAUACCUUCAACAAAGCGCUUGUGUUUCAUAGGUACAAAAAGAACCUAUUCACCUAAUGAAUGGAAGGCACAUCUUGAGCGGCUGCAAUCUUAUGUUGAUAGUAAAUGUUGUUUUAUAAAGCAAGAACAUGACCAAACAGGGGAAUCCGCCACCUUAAAGUUCAAACCGAGGGGCGAGGAAAGGGUACGUAACUGUACUCAAAUUCAGCCUGACAUAAGAGAAAGCAUUGUGAGGCUUGUUGUUGAGCAGUUGCUGGCAAAGAGGAAAUCUUGUGAAGGAAGUUGGACCUAUGGCGGUGAUGUAGAAAUCAGUACACUUGCCAAAAUUAUUCCCUUAGACCUUUUAAAGAAACUAAAAAGUGAAUGUGGUGGUUUACAAACACUUUUGAAAAACCAUCAUUAUAUCUUUAAGGUUGAAAAUGGAAAAGUGGGGUUCAGAGUCCCUUCUGUUAAAUCAAAAGAUAAUUCUCCUGUGUGGAAGAAGAAAUCUUGUUGGUUUUAUCACAAUCAUCCUAACUCUUGCCCUUUAUCAGUUGACGCUUGUUCUUUUAUACAUUAAAAAUUAUAUGUAUUGUGUUA